Molecule: messenger RNA, 1036 nt
Organism: Brassica oleracea var. oleracea
Lineage: Eukaryota; Viridiplantae; Streptophyta; Magnoliopsida; Brassicales; Brassicaceae
Product: guanine nucleotide-binding protein subunit gamma 3-like
Exons: 5
Coding region: 257-1003 (248 amino acids)
Source: RefSeq, a predicted model, not a curated record
AAGGGGCAGAGGAAGGUAAGUAAUUAUCCUUGUCAGGUACCAUAAUUACUGCUUCUGCCACCCACCUUCUUCACUAUACAGAGUCUCUCACUAACCUCUCUCUCUCUAUUUCUUGAUUUCUUUGCAUUACUUUUCUUGCCGCUUCUUCUUCCUCUUUUUAUCAUCUUUGUCUCGUGGGUCACUGCAUGUGUUUCUCUUGACCCGUAACAUUUCUCUCUUGAGCUUACCCUACCGGAGAAGAUAAUCGCCGACCACAAUGGCUUCUACUUCAUGCAGUGUAGGAGGAGAAGUAGCUGGUGAAACAGGUUUGGCUCUUGCUAAGUCAUCUCUACCGCCGCCUCGUCCCAAGUCUCCGCCGCCGUAUCCAGAUUUGUACGGGAAACGUAGAGAGGCGGCGAGAGUUCAGAUGCUAGAGAGAGAGAUUGGUUUUCUUGAGGGAGAAAUUAAAUUUGUCGAAGGCUUGCAACCGUCGUCCAGAUGCUGCAAAGAGCUCUCUGAUUUUGUGGUUGCAAAUUCUGACCCAAUGAUACCUGCACAACGAAAGAGUCGACGACACUGCCGGUUCUGGAAGUGGCUCUGUUUCCCGUGUUUGAGCGUGGCGAGUUUCUGCUGUUGUUGCCGACCCGAGUGUUCGUGCCAUCUGAGGAAGCCAAAAUGCUGCAACUCCACAUGUUGUAGCUGCGUUGGUUCCAAAUGCUGCAACGGGUCCUGCUGCUCAAACAGCUGUUGUUGCCCGAAACCGAGCUGCCCCAAAUGCCUGAGCUGCCCGAGCUGUUCAUGCUUCCUAGGUUGCUGUUGUUCUUGUCCGGACUUAUGUUGUUGCAUACCCACAUGUUUCCGCAGUUGCAGUCGACCAUCAUGUCUUAAUAAGAAGAGCUCAUGUUGCAGCUGCAACUGCAAGAUCAAAUGGUCAUCUUGUUUUAAAUGUCCUAAGCUACGACUUUGUUGUUGUUUUUGCAAUUGUAAAAAUACAUGUUCUAAUCCUUGUUGUUUAGCUUUCUAAACAUUAUUAUUAUUACUGUUAUUAAUAUUAGUA